This is a messenger RNA of Rhodamnia argentea, 653 nucleotides long. RefSeq names its product glucosamine 6-phosphate N-acetyltransferase-like. Bases 1 to 555 code for a protein of 184 amino acids. Lineage: Eukaryota; Viridiplantae; Streptophyta; Magnoliopsida; Myrtales; Myrtaceae. The record is from RefSeq and is a predicted model, not a curated record. Gene Ontology annotation, molecular function: glucosamine 6-phosphate N-acetyltransferase activity; monosaccharide binding. Gene Ontology annotation, biological process: UDP-N-acetylglucosamine biosynthetic process. The transcript has 2 exons. Gene Ontology annotation, cellular component: endoplasmic reticulum-Golgi intermediate compartment; endoplasmic reticulum; Golgi apparatus.
AUGGACAGUGGUAUCUUCUCAUGCACAGGUGUGCCAAGGAGCUCAUUGGUGGGUUUUGACGCCUCUAGCGAGUCAGAAGCCUCAUCUCAGGAAAUGCAGAUUGGGGUCCCUCUAAAUGAAGCACGUGAUCUUCAAGUUCGUAAACUAGAGAUCCCCGACAAAAGCAAACGGUUUGUAGAGCUACUGCAGCAACUGACAGUUUGCGAUGCUAUCUCCGAUGAGGAUUUCCAAAAGCGGUUCCAAGAGCUCAGCUCUCUCGGCGAUGACCAUGUGAUUUGUGUGAUAGAGGAUACUAAUCGUGGAAAGAUAGUCGCUACUGGAAGUGUGUUCAUUGAGAAGAAGUUUAUAAGGAACUGCAGCAAGGUUGGCCAUAUUGAAGACGCGGCUGUUGAUUGUGAUUCUAGGGGGAUGCAGUUAGGAAAGAAGGUUCUUUUUUUUCUCACCGAUCAUGCCCAAUCUGUGGGUUGCUACACGGUGAUUUUUGACUACAGCAAUGAGAAUAAAGCAUUCUACGAUAAGCAGAAAGAAAUUCAGAUGGUUAAGUAUUUUAUCUAAGAAAUUACCAAAUUUGUUCAAUUAUAAGGAAGCAAUUCGUGUCUAACCCCAUUUUAAGUUCAUUUUUCUCAGUAAUCUCUCCCUAGAGUUUCAAUUGA